AUCGUACAUGCUGUAGGAGAGGCUGUGCUCAACCCUCCGAGCCUGCUGGAGUUUUGAUAAGCAAAUAUUGUCAUUGCUCAGAGCUUCCUUAUUGGCUGUGACUCCACCAGAUUUUGACACAAGUAAUCAGAUUGAAAAAUCAGGGCGGGGUGAGAAGAACGGGCCAGAUAGAAGAGUGUGAGGACAGUUUGGUUACACUUUAGUUUGUAUGCAUCACGAGCAAGUAGAGACUGGGAUCCUUUAAUUAUCCUUGUGCCAGAAGGAGUGGACAGAAAAAUGCCUCGGUCCUUUCUGGUGAAGACAAAGAGAACUCACACAUACCAACAGCACCGCUACUCAGAUGACACGUUGAUACGAGAUGACCCGGUCUCAGCUUCAUGUCUAGAUCAGCAAUCCAAGGAUCCACUAGAAGGAGAUUUACUAUGCAGCGACCUCAAAGAAAACAGCCCUGAAGACCAGGCCAGGAACAAGUCUCAGGAGUACCAAGGAGAUGAGAAGGGGAAGUCAACAUUUCUGACCAAAGGCAACUCAAGCCCUUCCACACCAGGCAUUUCGCUGUCCUUGCUUCCUCUAAAGGCCUACAGUUCUCCUGGAUUGUCCGCCUUCUACAAGCAGAACUUUUCCUGGGACUCCCUACAUUCUGCCUACAGCUUCAAGCAAAUUCCAUCCCAUCUACACCCCUCCAUGCUACAGCACUCUUUAAACCUGUACAAUAGUUCUUCUACAACUAACUCAGAGUAUGACCUUCCCCUUAAUUACAGCAUGGGGUACACUUCAGCUAUGGAAACCUACCACUGUGUACAGUGCAGCAAAGUCUUCUCUACGUCCCAUGGUCUUGAGGUACAUGUACGAAGAUCUCACAGUGGGACCAGGCCGUAUGUUUGCGAAAUUUGUGGAAAGUCAUUUGGUCAUUCAGUGAGCCUGGACCAGCACCUGAACGUCCACUCACAGGAAAGGAGCUUUGAGUGCAAGAUGUGUGGAAAGACAUUUAAGCGCUCCUCUACCUUGUCUACCCAUCUGCUCAUCCACUCUGACACACGGCCCUACCCCUGUCAGUUCUGUGGCAAGCGCUUCCAUCAAAAGUCUGACAUGAAAAAGCAUACUUACAUUCAUACAGGAGAAAAGCCACACAAGUGUCAGGUCUGCGGAAAAGCAUUCAGUCAGAGCUCCAACCUCAUCACACACAGCCGCAAGCACACAGGAUUCAAACCGUUCACCUGUGAUUUGUGCGGGAAAGGCUUUCAACGCAAAGUGGACCUUCGCAGACACAAAGAGAACCAGCACGGAAUAAAAUGACUGUUAACAGCAGCUCCCAUCUGCGUAUACAAGGACCAUCCAUUCUCUGAUUCUUCACUUUUGGGAAGACAGACGAGGAGAUCUCUGCAACCAAGUUCUCAGCUUUGCCACCCACCCAGUUUAUUAAUAGGGGGGGUCUCACUCCCUUACUGGAUUUUUCUUGUAGUUAAAAUGUAACUUGCCAAAAGUUUUGUUUUUCUAGUUUUUGCAAGAGUAAGGAAGGUUGACAAGCUCUGUCAGAUUUUAAUUGCCUGUGUUCCAAUUAAGGAGAUUUCUCAUCACUUCCUGUCCCAGAUGUAGCGCCAACCCAAGGGCCGCUGAGUUGUGUUCCAGCCUCUUCUCCUACUAGUGCAGCAGCAGUCAGGCAAACAGCAAUUAUCACUCCUCUGACUCAGAAAACAGACUAGGGCUGCCUUUUUUUAAGUUUAUUGCAUAUUAGCUUGGAUGGGGCUUACGGAACUGUGGGAUACUCCAGAACACUGAACAGGAAUGUGAAUGUAAAACUCUUUCCUUUGAAGCUACUUCCUAGCACAGUUCUUUGAGCACUGAGACACCAUUAGCAAUGUUCCAGGCAAUGCUGUAUCCUGGCCUAGGCCAACAAGGCCCAGGCCUGGGGCAGCACGGACAG
Messenger RNA from Rana temporaria (common frog), 1924 nucleotides. RefSeq names its product growth factor independent 1B transcriptional repressor (gene GFI1B). The record is from RefSeq and is a predicted model, not a curated record. Gene Ontology annotation, biological process: regulation of transcription by RNA polymerase II. NCBI's taxonomy places the organism in Eukaryota, Metazoa, Chordata, Amphibia, Anura, Ranidae. Gene Ontology annotation, cellular component: nucleus. Gene Ontology annotation, molecular function: RNA polymerase II cis-regulatory region sequence-specific DNA binding; DNA-binding transcription factor activity, RNA polymerase II-specific. The transcript has 7 exons. Bases 277 to 1296 code for a protein of 339 amino acids.